GCUGGGACAGAAAGAUUCCAGAGGUCUCGCCUUCGCUUCCCCCCCCCCCCCCGCUCCCCCUCCUCGCCUCGCUCUCCCUCUCUCCGCUCUGCGUCGGCGGGAAGAAUUUCCUUUUUAACUCGCUUUCCCCUUUUGGAAGGAGCCCUGAUCGGCAUUGCUUGGGCGGGUGGGGGGCGAGAAAGAAGGAUCGCGCCCCUCCAUUCCGCCUGCACAUCUCCCGGAGCUGAGCUUCAGAUUCCUUUUUUCCCCCUUUGCCCCCAUGCUUUGCUGGGCAGGAGGGUAAGGGGGGCUUUCUCUCUCUCUCUCUCUCUCUCUCUCUCAGCGCUGCUGACCCCCUCCGCCCGCCCCAGGCGAAGAGCUUCACCGGCGCCGGAAAGCCGUGGGUACGCUGGCGGAGGGGGGGUGGGGUGGGGGACGACGACGAAGGAACGCGGGUAAGAGGAUUUCUGUCUUGUCUGGAUUGCAUUGCGGCUGUUGUUCCACCAAAGGUGGGGGAGAGGAUCCUGCUUCCCCUCCACCCUCCUCUCACACCCUGCCGGAUCUUACUUCGAACCUCUUGCGAGCAACCGAGAGCCAGCGCUGGGCUGGAAAGGAUGGUGAUACCUUGAGGUCUAGGAUGCUGGCGGCCUCUUUUUAAAAAAAAAAAAGCCGGAGAGAACACCAACCUUUCCAAGACGACGGCGAGGAAGCAGCCGGUUCUCCCCUCCAGGACCUUGAUUUUCGUGCCCGGUUUGCCCCCCGUUCCCUCCUCGCCCUUCUGGUUUUGCCUUCGGGAUUGUGCCGCACCGCAGCAUCUUCCAAGCUGGAGCACCAUGGAGCUGGAGAACAUUGUAGCCAAUACAGUUUUACUGAAAGCCAGAGAAGAUGCAUCCUACAGUAGCUGUUAGACAGAACUUUGCCUGAGCUUCUAGAAAGCUGCUUCUGUUUGACUGAUCCAGAUAAGCAAAUAAACAGACCUGCAACAAGGAAUCUAACCCCGUAAAAUUAAUCUGCAAAGAUAAUUGGAAGAGGUGGAGGGAAACGGAAAGGAAGGAGCAAGAAGUGGAGAGAGAUCCUCAAGUUCCCACACAUCAGCCAGUGCGAUGAGCUCCGGAAAGGGUUGGAACGAGAUUACAACAGUUUGUGUGACAAGCAACCCAUUGGCCGACUGCUAUUUCGACAGUUUUGUGAGACUCGGCUGGAACUCCUACGGUGUAUCCACUUCCUGGAUGCUGUGGCAGAAUAUGAGCUUUCUCCAGAUGAGAAACGCAAGGAAAUGGGAGAAGAAGUCAUUCGGCAGUUUUUCAACAAGGAGUCCCUGGGCUAUAUGGAAGAAAUUUGUGAACUACUUAUGAACCAGUGCAUAGAAGACCUACAGAGAAGCCCUUGCAAGGACCUCUUUGGCAGCUGUGUACAGCGGCUGCAUGAAUACCUGGGUGGUGCCCCAUUCACAAAUUACCAGGACAGCAUGUAUUUUGACAGAUUCCUUCAGUGGAAAUACUUGGAAAGGCAAUCCGUGACCAAAGACACCUUCAGGCAAUACCGGAUCCUAGGCAAGGGAGGCUUCGGAGAGGUUUGCGCAUGCCAAGUACGUGCUACAGGGAAAAUGUACGCUUGCAAAAAGCUGGAGAAGAAGCGCAUCAAGAAGCGGAAAGGGGAAGCAAUGGCUCUGAAUGAGAAGCAGAUCUUGGAGAAGGUCAAUAGCCGAUUUGUGGUCAGUUUGGCUUAUGCGUAUGAAACAAAGGAUGCUCUGUGCCUGGUCCUCACAAUCAUGAAUGGAGGUGACCUGAAGUUUCACAUCUACAACAUGGGCAAUCCAGGUUUUGACAAUGAGCGGGUCAUCUUCUAUGCUGCAGAGAUUUGCUGUGGCCUUGAACAUUUGCACCGUGAGGGCAUUGUUUACAGGGACUUAAAGCCAGAGAACAUUCUCCUGGAUGAUGAUGGGCAUAUACGGAUCUCAGAUCUGGGGCUGGCCAUUAAGAUCCCCGAAGGUGACACCAUCCGUGGCCGUGUAGGAACUGUGGGCUACAUGGCUCCUGAAGUAAUUAACAAUGAGCGCUACUCCUUCAGCCCAGACUGGUGGGGGCUUGGCUGCCUCAUCUAUGAGAUGAUCGAGGGCCAAUCACCAUUCCGGGCCCGCAAGGAACGGGUGAAGAGGGAAGAGGUAGAAAAGCGGGUUCAGGAGGACCAAGAACAGUAUUCAGACAAGUUCUCUGAAGAUGCCCAAGCCAUCUGCAAGUUGCUCCUAACUAAAGACCCUAAGCAGCGGCUCGGAAACAAAAGUGAGGGGGCCGUCCAGGUGAAACAGCACCCGUUCUUCAGGACAAUCAAUUUCAAGCGACUGGAAGCUGGAAUUAUGAAGCCCUCAUUUGUGCCAGAUCCUCGGGCUGUGUACUGUAAGGACGUACUGGACAUUGAACAAUUCUCCACUGUGAAGGGUGUCAACUUAGACCAAACCGACAAUGACUUCUAUGCCAAAUUUGCCACAGGUUGUGUCUCAAUCCCCUGGCAGAACGAGAUGAUCGAGACAGAAUGCUUUAAGGAUCUCAACAUCUUUGGACCAAAUGGCACCCGAUCCCCGGAUCUGGAUUGGAAGCAGCUCCCUGACCCACCCAAGCGUAGCCUCUUGCAGAGGCUCUUCCGGCGUAACCCAAGUGACUUCACCAUCAGCACCAACGUACAUUCCAACCUGUCGGCAGCCCCUUCACCAGCUUGGCCCAUGGCACAGGCUCCCUCCUGACCUCUGGAACUAGCACUCAUCCUUUGCCUUCUCAGGGUUGCCUUAGGCUGAUGUAUGGAAUCCCUGUCUUGGGCCAGGCUCUGUUACUGCUGGGAGCUGAAGAAACACAGCCUUCCAAUCAGCAGGGCAGCAAUGGUCCAGAAGACCUUUGCCACCUCCUGGUGCUGAUGUGGAUUGGGGGCAUGGAGACUCUUCUUGUCCAGAACCUUGGCUGCUGAUUCUUGACAGGGUCUUCCUUCAUCUUUCUGUAUUUUGACUGCACAGGGAGCAUCCAUGGCUGUCCCCCAUUUUCUUUGUCUCAUCACCUCCUGACCCAACUUUCAUGGGAGAUCAACUGGGGAGAUGUACCUGAGAAGGAAGGGUUUAAAAACAGAAAGAACUACCAAUGACACCUGGAGAUGGCAGAGAUGAGGGCUGGAGUCUUAAACUGGAGAGAAAAAGAGAAUGCACAGCUUGGACAAAAUUGCAAUGGGGAUGAGAAAGACUCCCCAUUCUUGCAUUGGCCUUUCCGGAGACUGGUGGAUAAGUGUGCGUUGGUUUGUGCAUGGAUGUGUAUUGAACGGUUAUAGCUCCUUGGAGUUCAUUCAGGGUUUUUCCAGGGAUCUCUCCCACCCACACCAUCAAUCAUACAGCCUGGGGCCAUUGCAAAGCCAGAACAUGGAAGACAAAGAAAGUUGAAGAGCAAUUGGUUGCCUUUCUUUUAGGACAUCAUUUCUUGGCUGGUCAUCCUCUAGCUGUGCUGGAUUGUCCAGCACCUCUCAUCCUUCAGCAAUACAGCCUUUAGACCAGAUUGCUGGGCAGGGUCAACUGGAAUCCAGGACAUGUGGAAAUCCCCAGAUGCAGAACGCUGCUUUAGAGGCACUCAACAGGAAAAGACAGAGAGGUGAGAUGGAUGACAUCUCAGGCUGCAUAAAGGCUUCCGUGUUCCCAAACCCUGACUUUAACCUCAACCUGCAGUGUUGAAGAUAUAUUUUUUUAAUCCUACAUAUUUUAAUUUUUAUUACAAUUGUUUCCAUAGGCCUGCUAUUCAUUUAUUUUAUUUCCUUUCCUUUCUGUCUCUGUAUUUCCCCUGUUCUCACAUGAACUUUCCUUUUUCUCUUUAUGCCACCCAGCCUAAUUGGUUCCUGCUGUAUUAAAGCAGAUGCAGGGCCUACCUUGAUUGUGAUUCUAUGCUCAAGUACGAUAGAACCAGGUAAUUUCAUCCCAUUGGUUCCCAAAAACAUGGUUCCAUUGGUUCCAACAUCCAAAUGGGAUGAUAGUGAAAAGACCGACUGCAGGUGGAGAAUUGUCUUUUAAAACCCUCCUCUACAUUGGAAAAUAAAAACCUCUCUGUAAGUAGAAAAGCAGAAUAAGACUGGGUUAAAGUUUUAACCCAUAAUAUUCUGGGUUUCUACUUUCAAAGAGAGUCCACCCUACCCCAAGCACAAGGGUCAAGUGCAUUGGGUCUAUUUUAAUUUUUGCCCUAGGCUGGGGCAGGACUAAUACAAAAGUAAAUGAAGCCAACCAAUUUGAGCCAAAGGCUUAGCAAAAUAAAGAACAGGGUGUUUUUAGAAAAAGAAUGGAAUUUGAGGUUACAGCCUUGUCUUUUUUUUUUUUAAUUUGCAUUUAUAUCCCGCCCUUCUCCGAAGACUCAGGGCAGUUUACACUAUGUCAAGCAAUAGUCUUCAUCCAUUUGUAUAUUACAUACAAAGUCAACUUAUUGCCUCCAACAAUCUGGGUCCUCAUUUUACCUACCUUAUAAAGGAUGGAAGGCUGAGUCAACCUUGGGCCUGGUGGGACUUGAACCUGCAGUAAUUGCAAGCAGCUGCUGUUAAUAACAGUCUGCAUUAGUCUGUUGAGCCACCAGAGGCCCUGGUCUUGACUUUUGAUUACCCCAAUGCAGUGGCCCUCAACCUUUUGGGCACCAGGAACUGGUUCCGUGGAGAGAGGUUUUUCCACGGACCAGAGGGAGUGGGGUUUCGUGUGCUGCCUGUAUCCCGUGGAUGGGGCUUUGCUUGUUUGCGUGGCCCGGUUUCUGGCAUGCCACGGCCCAGUGUUGGUCCAUGGACCGGGGGUUGGGGACCCCUGCUCUAAUGUGCUUCAUUUCAGGAAAAAAAAGGAUCAUUUUGUUGCUGCUAUUGCUAAAUAAUUGGAAAUCCCUGUUGCUUCUUUUCUUUGAAAAUGAUAGCAAUGAUGAUGCAGAGAGAAAUGCACAGGGAGAGGAUUUCUCUUUAGGUUUAGAGAAGAAGUAAGAGAAGGGAAAAGGACAAGUGUGGAGGCGGCAGGGAAGACUCACCAUAGGAAACUUUGUCCCCAAAUUUCUCCAAACCCAAACAGGAAACAGGGCUCUGGAGUUGUGUUGAGGAACAGUGUGGAGGUUACGAUACUUAUAGCUCUCCAGAGGCUGGUGGAGCACAACUCUCAGCAUCUCUUACCUUAGCCCUUCCUAGGUGGCCCUGGUGGAAAUGGUCAUUUAACAACUUCUGGACAGCUAUAGAUUUUCUACUUCCAAACAGGGUUUUCUUUAGCUUCUAAUACAUCUACUCUAGUGCUCCAGUUUGACUCUGUUUCCCACCUCCGCUUCUCUUCCAUUUGUUUUUUAUGAUCAUAGGAAGCUCUAAAGCAGAGGUCUCCAACCUUGGCAACUUUAAGACUUGUGGACUUCAACUUUGCUGGCUGAGGAAUUCUGGGAGUUGAAGUCCACAAGUCUUAAAGUUGCCAAGGUUGGAGAGCCCUGCUCUAAAGCAGGGCUCUCCAACCUUGGUCCCUUUAAGACUUGUGGACUUCAACUCCCAGAGUCCCUCAGUCAGCAAAGCUGGCUGAGGAACUCUGGGAAUUGAAGUCCACAGGUCUUAAAGUUGCCAAGGUUGGAGAGCCCUGCUCUAAAGGAUAGGACAAUAGAUCUAUGGACAAAGCUGCAUUACUUUCAGGCUGCCAGUAUGUGAUGCUCUUCCACUGAUUUCUGUGGCUCAGGCUGAGACUGAAACAAUGCAUCCGUUUCUAAGAUAAUUGUAGGGAACUUCCCAAAUUCUGAGGUUCUCCCUCCAACCCCAUCAACACAUUGCAAAGGUCAGGGGAAGAUAGAUCUAUUUUUACUCAGAAUUCCUUCUCUAUCUUAUCGCUUGGCUGUUGUGUGACCUGCUGAGGGAAGGGCUUGCUCUCAGCCUGGUGCUUUCUUUUUUUUAAAUAGGCAGAGAAGUCCUUGGAGUAAGGGAAGACUUUCUGGGUGAAAUAUCAGGGAAACUCUGUAAGCCGGUUUCUUGGCAGUCAGACUUCAGUGUGGGAAUUGCCCUCUGAUCCUCCAGCGGCAGGUGUAAAAAUUUGGGCUCACCCCUUGACAAGCCAAACCCCAAUGAGCAGCUUGACCCAAGCAGUGAAGCUUGUCUGUUCCUCAGAUCCCAAGUUUUAGCAAGCCCCGUCUAGAAAGUUUGAUUUCCUUAAGGCUCAACUCCUUAAGGAAGACUAAAGACCAGAGGCUGUCUUUGAGAGAGAGAGAAGGGAGAAGUUGGGGCCUUCCUCUUGUGCAAAUGACAUCAUGCUGAUAUUUUGGAUGGAUGCCUGAUUUUUAAUAACUGUAUGGUAGGAAAAAGGUCCACUAGUGCAGGGGUCUGCAAACUUGGCUGUUUUAAGACUUGUGGACUUCAACUCUCAGAGUUCCUCUCAGAGACUCUGGGAGUUGAAGUCCACAAGUCUUAAAACAGCCAAGUUUGCAGACCCUUGCACUAGUAGAACCAGGAAGAAAUUGCAAUCUUUGUCUCUGGGUGUGAUUGUUUAAAAACUGGAUCAUAGUCAAGGAAAUAGAGACUUCUUUUAAUGCCCAAAGUAAACAACUGAGCUUCCUGAGCUGUUGGCAUUUUUCCACCUCGUUACUUUUGCUUCUUUGGAAUCUCAGUUCCUUCUCUAACGUCAGUUGCCCCUCACUAAAUCUGUAGCAUGAAGAUUUGUUUUAAAACAAAAAACAAUCUCAGUUAGUGGAAAAAGUAAAUAGGUAUGAAAUCUUGGUACAGGGUUCACAUACCCACUUUGCAUCGUUGCUCUGCCCACUAGGAGCCUUCCAAAAACAUAAGUCUACACCUGCCCCCUGAAAGUUGCCUGCUUUUGUCCAGGAGCCUGUCUAAUGCCACUUCACUAUAAGGUCAAACGAGAUGUUUGCAAAGAGAAGGAAUCACACAGGCGGUUGCGUGGCUUUGCAUAGGGAAAACACACGGCAGCAAACGGGGCCAAGCUUCCUCUCCACCUUCCAUUUCUGGUCAAAAGCUGACUCUCCAUCUGUGGACUAUUCCACAAAGCUGCCUGCAUUGCCAUUAGAAAACAAAUGCAGAGUGAGGAUCCCUCUUUUUCUUAUAUAUUUAAAAAGAGAACGAUUUCUCUUUCUUAAUAUACAAUUCAACUCCAGAAAUUAAGUGAUUCCUUCCUCCCCUGACCAAUUUUCCAUGUGGGCUGAUGGAUCCUUAUUUGCUUCCUGAAAGAGAUUGGAUUGGCUUCUUAGGAGGAUCGUGUAAACCAAUCCAAAGAAGUUCCAAGCUGAAGAGGUUGACAUACGAAGAAAUGGAUUUGGAUUGGUUUGACUUUCAAGAACAGAGGUUCUAGAAAGAACUCCUCCUCUAAUAUUAACAGAUCAGGCAGAAAAUGGUCCAGGUUGCUGUAAAGAGCUAUGGGCAGGCUUCAUGCCAGAUUGGGUAUGAAUUGAUGACAAAAUGGAACACCCCAAGGGGAAACUUGGAUCGAGCCAAUUAACUCCUUUGUUGAGCCUUUAUCAGCAGUCUAAAGCAGGAAGGUCUACCAUAAUGGGAGAGGUUAGACUAGAUAUCUUCGAUCUUUCUUUCUGCUCUGACUAAAUAGUGUAUCCCCUCUGCCAUGUUUUGACAGUAUACUUGAGGCAGGGGGCAUGGUGCUCAUACUAGAAGACAUGCAUAUUUCCACAUGAAUGAAGACCAUUCCAAAUCCGGCAUCUUUGAGCAGACGUGAUGGGCUCCAAUAAUGACCUAGCCAUAGCCUGCUCCCCUCUUAAAGACGCAAAAGAUUCCAUUGCCCAAAUGGCUUUGUACAAGCAGUCCUCAACUUAUAACCACAACUAGGACCAGAAUUCCUAUUGCUAAGCAAGGUGCUUGUUGAAUGAGUCAUUGCCCAAUUGUAUAGCCUUCUGUGCCUCAGUUCUUAAGCAAACUUGGCUUCCCCUAUUGAAUUUAGUCAUUGGAAGUUGGCUGGGAAGGUCCAAAGUAGUGAUCAUGUGACCCAAGGAUGCUACAACAGUCAUAAAUGUAGGCUGGUUUCCGACCACCUGAAUUUUGAUCAGGUAACCAUGGGAUGUUGCCACUAUUCUAAGUAUGAGAACCAGUUGUAAAUUACUUUUUUCAGCACUGUUGUAACUUUGAACAGUUGCUAAAUGGAGAUAAGUAGAGGACUACCUAUAGGAUUUCCACUGCCUAUAGAAGGAAAGGCUAUCUCAGGAGUAAUAGAAUUGGAAGGGACCUUGGAGGUCUUCUAGUCCAACCCCCUGCUUAGGCAGGAAACUUUAUACUAUUUCAGACAAAUGGUUGUCCAAUUUCUUCUUAAAAUAUCCAGUGUUGGAGCAUCCACAACUUCUGGAGGCAAGUUGUUCCACUGAUUAAUCAUUCUCACUGCCAGGAAAUUUGUCCUUAGUUCUACGUUGAUUCUCUCUUUGAUUAGUUUCCAUUCAUUGCUUCUUGUCCUGCCUUCAGGUGCUUUGGAGAACAGCUUGACCCCCUCUUUUUUGUGGCAACCUCAUUAAUCCCCACCUGACCCAUUGUACAAGAUUUUGGAGAUCCUGUGAAUUGAAAUAGUAGCCUCUCUUGACAUAUUGAUUCCUACUAUUCCUCCAAAAAUUUAACUGAUAGAAAGGGAAUUGAUUCUAUAGAUGGGUCAUCCAAUGAACAGUGUUUAUAUCAUUUCAUGUUAAUUCAGUCUAUAAAAUCAAUUACAGGUUGAGUGGGGCUUGGUCCAAAAUAGGUAAGCUGCUGCUGGGCUCUAAUUGGCCACAUAUUGCGAGCCCUCUGCUAAACCCCUCUUGGCUCAAUCCCCAUCACAUACUUUAUUGCAGACCUCUUUCUCAUGUACACAUACCUACAGAGAAGGAAUGGGUGAAAAAAAUACAACUUUCAGCCAAAAUCAGGAGGAGAAGGAAAGAGGAAAAUAUCUGAAAUUGUGAACGCACAUCUUGCUAUGCCAUUGGCAACUUCAACUCCCAGAAUUCCCAGCUUUGCUGGCUGAGAAAUUCUGGGAGUUGAAGUCCACAAGUCUUAAAAGUUGCUGUGCUAAGCCGUAACAUGACUGGCUGGCUUAGAGUUUAGUGUAAUGUGUGUUUGCAGGCAGGUGUAGCUUAUUGAAUAAGUUGUGGUUGUACAAUGGCCUGGUAUGAUGGGUGAAUCUCAUUUAGGUGAGAACCUCCAAAUGAACCAAAUAGGAAGAAACGUGAAUGGACUAUGAGCAGAAUAUGAAGGAAUUGUUGCCUUCUCAGUCUGAGAAGAACAAAAGGAGGAAUUAUUCUGUGGGUCUAGUGAUCCUCUUGACUUCAGACCCUUAACACUUCUUUUGUAUUUUCCCUUUUCUUUGUACAUCCGUGUUGUUGGGGUUGGUCUAAUGUUGGCUUUUUAUUUCUUUCUCUCUCUUUUUACACCGCUCGUUUCUGAUUCUGGAGCAUUUGGGCUGACUUCUCGGGUUUUUAUUUUGUACAUUUGUAAAUAUUUGUAUGUUGAAUGUUUGGAUGUAUAUUUUUAAACUUGAAAAAGCUGCAAGCCAAGCCAUGUUUGGAAAGGUGCCCCUAAUGCAUCGGGUUUUUUUUUUUAAUUGGGAAUACGGAGGGAGGUGGGAGGAGAGAAAUGAAUCAAAACUUAUUAUAAUAUAAAGUCCCUAUUCCAGUCAAAGGAAGCCAGAGCAGAGAGGGGGAAAAUUAUCUCAGUGAGUCAACUGGGAUUUCUGUUCCUCCCAAUUUUAAAAUUUCAUAUGGUAUAUAUGUACUACAGUUGCUGUUUUUUCUUGUUACUUAUUCCCAGGGCUGUGUGUAAUCUGCACUGAAUAAACAUAUACACCAAAUCUCCACCAAAACGAGUUGCAUUCUC
Messenger RNA from Ahaetulla prasina, 9777 nucleotides. RefSeq names its product G protein-coupled receptor kinase 5-like. The transcript has 17 exons. Gene Ontology annotation, biological process: protein phosphorylation; regulation of signal transduction; signal transduction. The record is from RefSeq and is a predicted model, not a curated record. Gene Ontology annotation, molecular function: G protein-coupled receptor kinase activity; ATP binding. Bases 1256 to 2719 code for a protein of 487 amino acids. Gene Ontology annotation, cellular component: cytoplasm. NCBI's taxonomy places the organism in Eukaryota, Metazoa, Chordata, Lepidosauria, Squamata, Colubridae.